GGUCUUAGAUAGGAUAUGAUUGAUGAAGUUCCUAAGCAGGUCUACUUAGAGUCGAGAAAGAGAUGGGCGACGCCGUGCGACAGAGAGGGUAGCUCGCUUUUUAGUGUGGCAUUAUUCAAGCGCUUCUCUGGCCAUUUCAGUUGCUGUAAGGUCUUCAAAAUGAAGGGAUCGACGCUGGACAAAAUCUCCGCCUUCCUCGGCGAGCUCAUCGGCACGGGCAUCCUGGUCUUCCUGGGCUGCAUGGGCUGCGUGAAGACAGACCUCUUCCCCAACAGCCAUCUGCAGAUUGUGCUGAACUUCGGCUUCGCCGUCCUCAUCGCCAUCCAGUGCUUCGGCUGCGUCUCCGGCGCCCAUCUGAAUCCCGCCGUGACCGUGGCCGCCUACAUCUACGAGAUGGUCACCCUGCGCAUGGCCUUUGCCUACUUCGCCGCCCAGAUGCUGGGCGCCUUCAUCGGCUAUGGCCUGCUCAUGGUCCUGCUCCCCUCGUCCACUCUCAAUGUGGGCGCCGGACUCUGUGUGACCUUGCCGCACGACAGCGUGUCCACCGGCCAGGCCUUCGGCAUCGAGUUCGUCAUCACCUCCAUCCUGGUCAUCGUCUGCUGCGGCGUCUGGGAUCCGCGCAACUCCAAGUUCCAUGACUCCGUGGGCAUUCGAUUUGGCCUGGCCAUCGCCUGCCUCGCCUGCGCUGCCGGUCCCUUCACCGGCGCCAGCAUGAACCCGGCCAGGUCGUUCGCCCCCGCCCUGUGGAACAAGUACUUCGAGAGCAACUGGAUCUACUGGCUGGCCCCGCUGAGCUCGUCCGCCAUCACCGCCUACGCCUACAAGGUGGUCUUCCGCCGCGAGGUGGUGGAGGCGGAGAUCACCUCCAACGAGAAGCUGCGGCAACUGGAGGACGUCCAGCUGUCGUAGAGCCAAAGACAUUGCUGUAGGAGCAGCCCUAACUAAUUUAGUUAAUAUCUAAGAUGCCGAAUUUUAAAAUAAUGCAUUCGUUGUACGCUAAUGUUAACAGUGUCUUCACAAAGUGCUCGAACGUUUCAAAGGCGAACCAAGUGCCCACCUAAGCUCUUGAAACGAUAAACGUCUUGGUGAAAACACUAAUUGCCUUCAGAAAUAAAGAACAUCGAGAUUUUUAAUCUAUAACAAA
Molecule: messenger RNA, 1144 nt
Organism: Drosophila simulans
Lineage: Eukaryota; Metazoa; Arthropoda; Insecta; Diptera; Drosophilidae
Product: aquaporin AQPcic
Exons: 2
Coding region: 16-909 (297 amino acids)
Biological process (GO): transmembrane transport
Cellular component (GO): plasma membrane
Molecular function (GO): water channel activity
Source: RefSeq, a predicted model, not a curated record